AUGGCUGGCAGUGUUGACCCAAUGAGGUCUUUGGCCACACCGGAUGCGUUUCGCCAGCAAAUGCGGGAAGUGGAAAGAAUGGGGAGAAGGGAGGGAGACAAGUUACUCACUGAUCAAGCAGGAUAUCAGCUGUUUUCUCAACCUGAAAAACCACCGCCAGAGUUUCGUCUUAAAUCUCGUCCAAAUGUUGGUCAACUGCACAAGCUGAUGGCGAAAAAUGGAAUCGACUGGUUACGAUGGAAAACCGUACAUUUGGGGGCGUCUAAGGAGCCGAAACACGCCCUCUGCGCAGCAUCACCACUGUCUUCAGCCAACUUCGGCUCCAGUGCUCCGCCAUUCCUGCAGGGCACGGAUUCUGACCACGUAGCGGCGGGCAGAGUCCAUUCCUACAACAGCAUAGAUGGGAGAGAACUCCAGCAGUGGAACGGAAAUAGCUUGUCAUCUACACGAUGA
Molecule: messenger RNA, 453 nt
Organism: Hydatigera taeniaeformis
Lineage: Eukaryota; Metazoa; Platyhelminthes; Cestoda; Cyclophyllidea; Taeniidae
Source: the annotation of a GenBank genome assembly